AUGAAUAGCUUUAUGAAUACAAUUACUAAAUUAGAUGGAUUCUUUGUUUCUUUCAGUCCUUCAUUUGGGUUGGGAGAAUAAAAAGUAUUUUAUAAAUCAGUUUGGGGUGGGAUGGCUACUAUUAUAAUCUUAACAUUUGUGUUUGUUUACUCAAUAAAUUAAUUCAUUUUAUGGGGAUCAGGUGAUAUGAUAUAUAAAAUUUCAUCAUAAUCAAAAACAAUUAAUGUAGGAAGCCAUUUAGAAUCACUUUUCUAAAAAAAUGAUCCAAUUUAAUAUCUAGACAUUCAAUUCGAGAGUUCAAUAAAUCCAUUCGAUAAUAAUGAAAUGAUCAUUCUCCCAUUACUUUAUGCAAAUAUAGAAGAAACAUUGUAUUUAUUAGAAUACUAAGAUGAUGGUUUUUAAAGUUUAUAUUUGGAGUUGAAUAAUUAACUUUUUAAUGAUUUUAAUAUAAUUUUAGUUAAAUGCAUAGGUAAUGAAGAGUAUUUAAAUGAAAAUUAAAAAUGUGCAAGUUAAGAAUAUAGUGAUUAAUUCUUUAAUUAAAUUGGAUUACUAUCAAUAGUAACAAUUUAUAACGAAGAAUUUGAUUUUUCAACAAAAACUUAUUCUGAUACUGAAACAUAUGUUGAUUUACCAUUUGAUACAAUUUUAAGUAGUGAAGUAAGAAUUUUUACAAAUUAUGAAGUUAUUGAAAUAAAUUAAGGAUUUUUAUUUUAAUAAUCUGAAUAAUAUAUAGUAAAUCGUGGAUCUUCUGCUUAAAUUUACACUUAUACUAAAGAUUAUCAUAAAAAAUUAUAUGAAAGAGAUUUAGGUGUUCUAGAAGUUAUAGGUUCAGUUUAUUUAUAAAUGAAUCCUACAAUAUUUUAUGUAAGAAAUUAAUAUCCAACCAUAAGUGAGGUCUUGGCUAAUAUAGGUUCAAUAAUUUAAACAAUAUUGCUAAUUAGAUAUAUGUUUUAUGCUUUGAAUAGAAAAUAAUUAAAUUCCUAUAUCUAAUCUUAGAUAUUGUCUAAUUACUAUCCUGAAUGGAAAGAUAUUAAGAAAAUCAAAAAGAAUAAAAUCAGUUCUUGUGUUUUAGAUGAUAAAAAGAUAAAUAAAACAAGUAUUUAGAAAUUUGAGAAAGAAGUUACUGAGAUUUUAAAUCUCAAAUUUGAUUACAUUAAUUUAAUAUAUGAAAUACAUCAAAUGUAAAAGAUUUUAUAAUUGAUAACACCAUCAGAUCUACUAUUGAAUAUUCAUUCAAAUUAAUCUAAGUUAUAAUUUUAAGCAGAUUAAGAUUCAAAUGAAUUUAGCAUUUAAAAUGCAUGGUCUUCAUAUGAUGAUUAUUCAAAUACAAUUAAAUAGAAUAAUUUAGAUCCAUUUUUAUUUAGUUAUUAUUGGAAAACAAAGAUGAAGGAUAAUGAUAUUGAUAAAAUAUCAUCUCCUGAAAAUGAAUAAUUAUAAAAAUAAUGUAAACCAACAUAAAUAAAGGAAAAUGUAGAUUUAGUUGUUGAUGAAUUAAGAGUUUAAGAUAGUAAAAUACGACUUGAGAAUAAUGAAUAAAUGAUAUAAGAUUGA
Messenger RNA from Paramecium primaurelia, 1551 nucleotides. The record is from the annotation of a GenBank genome assembly. NCBI's taxonomy places the organism in Eukaryota, Ciliophora, Oligohymenophorea, Peniculida, Parameciidae.